Molecule: messenger RNA, 2270 nt
Organism: Panicum hallii
Lineage: Eukaryota; Viridiplantae; Streptophyta; Magnoliopsida; Poales; Poaceae
Exons: 14
Coding region: 60-2270 (736 amino acids)
Biological process (GO): double-strand break repair
Cellular component (GO): nucleus; site of double-strand break
Source: RefSeq, a predicted model, not a curated record
CGAAUUCCACAAUUCCCCACUCGAUUGCUCCACCGCGAGGGGCAAGCCGAGCUCACGCGAUGGAGGCGGAGCCGCCGCAGCGGUGGGCGGCGACGUACACGAAGCACGUGAAGCAGAAGCGCAAGGCCUACCACGACGGCGCCCUCCUCCUCUACCCCGCCUCGGGCCGCCUCGUCCUCCUCGACGACGCCGGCGACACCCUCGAGUCCAGGUUCCUCCGCUCCAGCGAGGAGUUCUCCCCGGGGGCCGCGCUCUCCUUCCAGGCGCACCUCGUCAACGUCGGCGAGCCCGAGGACGGCCCCGCCAGGUACACAUCCUCUUCCGCCUCCGCCUCUGCUGGUUCCAGGACCUCGCGCCGCGCCGGUGGCGCCAGGGCGCGUCCCCCGAGCUCCGAGAGGGUGUUCCCGAUGCUCGUGUCCCGCGCGUUCGUGAACCCGUCGAAGAGCCGCGGGUGCGGGGGCGGGGGCGGGGGCGACGGUGAAGCCGCGGGCUCUGGAGGGGCGGAGUGGACCGCGCUGUACACCGCCCAGCUGACUCAGAAGGCAAAGAAGUACCGCGAUGGCUUUGUGAGGCUUGUGCAGGCCGGCCCACAUGUGCAGCAGAUUGUUUUGCUCGAUGAGUAUGGCCAGGUGCUAGGCUGCAGGCACCUCAUGUCUGGGGAAUCCAUUGAAAGUGGGAAGAAAUGCCAUUUUCCUAAUUAUCUGAUUGAGAUUUGUGAGGCCAAAAAUCAGAAACAUGGUGGCGAACAUACUUCAGAGGAAUCUAUGGUGCACUCAAGACAAAAGAACGGAGGAAAUACAUGUAACAAGAUGAGACUGGGUGCAUCCAGUACAUCUCAAAAAUUUGUCAGUCCACAAAAGUUUCAUGGUCUUGAUGACACUAAAUCAAAAGUCACUGGUAAACCAGAGAGCGACAAGGUUGAAGCAAUGGCUGCUGACCGCCCAGGGAGCCUUACGGAAGCAGACUCAGGUUUCAAAGAAUGGAAUGCCUUAUACACCACUCAACUUACUCAGAAAGCAAAGAAGUACCAUGAUGGCAUCUUGAGGCUCAUGCAAAUUGGUUCACAUGCAAGGCAGAUUGUUCUGUUGGAUGAAUAUGGUGAAGUGCUUGGCAACAGAUGUCUCAAAUCUGUUGAAUCUAUAGAAAGUGGGACGAAAUGCCACCUGCCUAACUAUCUUGUUGAAGUUUGUGAGCUCAGAAAUCAGACAAACGAGACUAAGCACUCUUUGAAGGAUGCUUUGAAUCAGACAGGACUGAGGAAUCAACAGAAUACAAGUGACAAAACGAGUGAAAAAUGUAGAUCUCCAAAGUUUGUUAGUCCAUUUAAGUCCCAAGAUGCCCAGAAGAGUAACUGGGAAAGCACUGCAAGCUCUAAUAGGCCACAGGUUGGCAAAACAACCUGCAGUAACUUGGAUACACCACAAAAUUUCCAUGUACAUUCAGAUCUUCAAAGGAGAAAAUCAGGCUGCAAUGUCAAUAGAGGGUCUGACUACAGUGAAUCGACAUUUGAUUUUGCAGAUAUCCAUAGGUGUUCAGCUACCAACUUUUUGCCUGACUUAGGGAAAUCAACUUCUAGCAGAAAUGGUGAUCCACUACAAUUUCAUGAUGUUCAGGAUGGUAAAUCAGGAUGCCCCAAUAGUGUUAUCAGGAGAGAGGUUGACAAAUCAACUUUUGGCAACAUGGAUGAUUCUUUGCGAACUGCAUCCCAAAUACUGUCCAUCAUGAAGCCCCCAUCAGAAACAAGAAUUUCCCAAAGCUCUCAAUCUGGACAAGCACAUUAUUCUUUAGCAUCUUCUGAGGCAAGGAUAACUUUGGAUGCAAGUUGUAGAAGGAACUCAAUGGUUGAUGAGUCAAACAAAAAUUUUUAUGGUAGUGGGACCUCUGGAAUGUCUCACUUUGCUACCCAGCUUCGUACAUCGGUACAAUCGUGCUUGACCUUAGAAACUCUGCCGCGAAUGAACUCAGUAAGGGGUCAUCAGUGGGGCAAAUCAUCAGGGAACAGCCAUCCAAAUUAUGAUCAUCAGACCUUGAGACCAUCAGCUUUUGAGGGUCAGGAUUUGGCCAUGUUUGAUAUCCCAGCAUCUGAUAUGUCCAAUUCAAAGGAACAAAAACUAGACUCAAGCAGUCAGCACACUGGAAGUUCUGGUGGUACAGAAAGCUGUUUUAGUAAGUUUCUGUACUACUUUGUAACCAGCCUGUACAAUUGCAGUUUGCAAAGUUGUCAUGCCACCGAAGAAAUGAUAAAUGUUGCUUAUGUUGAUCAUAUUUGA